CUUCCAUUCACUUUUUGAAAUGUCACUUGCUCUAAAUACAGACGAUGCUCUUCGACUGAUCAUCCAAUUCUUACGUGAAAAUAACUUGCAACAAACUCUAUCAGCCUUACAAAAUGAAUCACCUCUUGUUUUCAAUACUGUGGAAAAUAAAGAAGCAUUUACUCAAGAUAUCUUACAAGGAAGAUGGGUUAGUGUUCUCAAACAAGUUAAUACAUUGAAACUACCUAUAGAAAAGCUAUACAAUGUCUUUGAAUUGGCUCUAGUGGAAUUGGUUGAACAAGGUGAAAAGGAUGCUGCUACUAUGGUACUAAAUAGUCCCGUACUACAAUCACUACGACGACAAGAUACCGAUCGAUAUGGUAAACUAGAUCACCUCAUUGAUAGAUUACCACAAGUGGAUUUUAGUGAUAUCUAUGACUCGAAUAGUACCAAAGAACAACGACGCAAAAAGGUGGCAGAAGAUAUAUGCAAAGAAAUUACUGAUGUCCCACCAUCACGCUUAUUGACGUUAUUGAGUCAAAGUCUUCUAUGGCAACAACAAAAUAAUGGUGUCCAAUUGGAAACUGGAUAUGAUCUUUUCAAAGGAAUGAUGCCUAUUCAAACUACAGAGGAUGCUUGUGUAUCAACACCUUAUGUCAGUAUCAAGUUUCCUGGAAAGAAGACGUAUGCUGAAUGCGCUGCUUUCGCUCCUCAUGGUCAGUUCUUAGCGACGGGUACUGUGGAUGGUUUUAUUGAACUUUGGAAUUAUAAUACAGGCAAACUACGAAAGGAUUUCAAAUACCAAGCUGAGGAUAACUUGAUGGCCAUGAAUCACGCGGUGACUUGUUUGAAUUUUAGUAUGGAUGGUGAAUUUUUAGCAACUGGAUCUAUGGAUGGAACUAUUGCUGUAUGGAAAGUUGCUAGUGGUGUAUGUGUACGACGUAUAUCUUCAGCUCAUAGUCAAGGCGUCAGCUCAUUAUGCUUCAACAAAGAUGGAACACAAAUUCUCAGUGGAAGUUAUGAUCAUUCUAUUCGGAUUCAUGGGUUGAAAUCUGGAAAGACAUUAAAAGAAUUCCGUGGGCAUACGUCAUUUAUCAACAGUUUACUAUUUUCUCCUGACAAUACACGAGUACUCAGCGCUAGUAGUGAUGGAACUGUUAAGAUCUGGGACUCAAAGGCAACAACAUGUUUGUAUUCUAUCAUACCUCAACCUCAAAUCGACAGCAAUAGCAAAAGCAAUACGAUCAAGACAGCGGCUGCAGUAUUGAAUCCAAUUGGUGGACUCGGUAGUCAAAGUGUACAGCAAAUCUUACCUUUACCGAAACAUACAGAUCAAUAUUUGGUAUGCAACAAAAGUGAUAUUCUCUACAUCAUCAAUAUCCGUGGUCAAAUUUUGAAAACAUUCACCUAUGAGUCUGAAAAGGGAGUGGGUGGAACCAAUGCUUCCUUCAUUACAGCGGCUACUUCACCUCAAGGGGAAUACAUUUAUGGUGUGGAUGAAAACUCUGUACUUUAUUGUUUCCAGACCAAUAAUGGUACUUUAGUCAAACAAACAAAACUGACAACAACUGAAAUUACUGGUAUGGCUGGUCAUCCUUUAUCAAAUGUGUUGGUGGUUUACGACGAUGCUGGUUAUGUAUACUUCCUUCGACCUUAGAUUUUGGUUGUUAUUCAUGUUGUCUCAAAAAAAAAAAAAAAAUUAGUAUAUAUAUUGUCUAUUUUUUUUAUACCAUUCUUCAUCCUAGUUUAUAUAUAGUUAUAUUCUG
Molecule: messenger RNA, 1745 nt
Organism: Halteromyces radiatus
Lineage: Eukaryota; Fungi; Mucoromycota; Mucoromycetes; Mucorales; Cunninghamellaceae
Product: WD40-repeat-containing domain protein
Exons: 7
Coding region: 20-1636 (538 amino acids)
Biological process (GO): mRNA splicing, via spliceosome
Cellular component (GO): precatalytic spliceosome
Molecular function (GO): protein binding
Source: RefSeq, a predicted model, not a curated record